Molecule: messenger RNA, 1618 nt
Organism: Gastrolobium bilobum
Lineage: Eukaryota; Viridiplantae; Streptophyta; Magnoliopsida; Fabales; Fabaceae
Product: protein IQ-DOMAIN 21-like
Exons: 5
Coding region: 125-1486 (453 amino acids)
Molecular function (GO): protein binding
Source: RefSeq, a predicted model, not a curated record
CUUCUCUCUCUCUCUAAACUCUGCAUCACACGGCUAAAUGACCAAACAUUUAUCUGCCAUGAAUCUGAAAAAUGCCAGGCACAACAUGUAAAGUGAUCCAAAACAGCAAUAUUUGUUUCACCAGAUGGGGAAAAAAGGAGGCAGCUGGUUCUCGUCGGUGAAGAAAGUUUUCAAGUCAUCUUCUAAGGACUCGCCGGUGCCGGUGAAGAAGAAGGACAACAAGACAGAGAAAUUGCAGAUUGAAGCGCCAGAGGUGGUAUCUUUUGAGCAUUUUCCUGCAGUGAGUUCUCCUGAAAUCACAAAUGAGGAUAGUAACACAUCAACGCCAGUGACUGAAGAUAGAAAUCAUGCCAUUGCCGUUGCAGAAGCAACUGCUGCAGCUGCUGAAGCUGCAGUGGUAGCUGCUCAAGCAGCUGCUAGAGUUGUUAGAUUGGCAGGUUAUGGACGCCACCCAAGGGAAGAAAGAGCAGCAACACUCAUUCAAUCAUAUUACAGAGGCUACCUAGCUCGACGUGCACUGCGUGCAUUGAAGGGAUUAGUGAGGCUGCAAGCACUAGUGAGGGGACAUAAUGUGCGCAAGCAAGCGCAGAUGACAAUGCGCUGCAUGCAAGCAUUAGUUCGAGUGCAGGCAAGAGUAAGAGCUCGCAGACUCCAAUUGACUCACGAAAAACUUCACAGGACAGUGGAGGAGCAUGAUCCAAGAGAACUUGAGAAGCAAGAGCCUAAGCCUAUGAGCCCCAUGAAAAGGUUAGACAUCAAUGGUUGGGACAAUAGGCGUCAAAGUACCCACAAAGUUAAAGAAAACGAUUUGAGGAAGCAUGAAGCUGCAAUGAAGAGAGAGAGAGCUCUUGCAUACGCUUUCAACUACCAGCAGCAACAGAAUGGUGAUGAUAUGGGAAUCAAUUAUCCUGAUGAGCGUGAAAAGGCCCAAUGGGGUUGGAACUGGUUGGAGCAUUGGAUGUCAUCACAACCACACCAUGUUAAACAGUUGGGGCCACGUGAAACCUCUUAUAUGACUCUUGCUUCUACAACCUCAACCCCCACCGAUAACAUGUCUGAGAAGACCGUAGAAAUGGACAUGGUUGCAACUCCCGGCCCAAGCAACCUCAACAUGGGCCUCAUGAACCAAGACUUUCUUGAAUCAAGCCCAACUUCCAGUAGACACCAUCAGAGACCGUCCAGCCCAAGUAGACCUAGCUAUAUGGCCCCAACCCAGUCUGCGAAGGCCAAACUUCAGGGUCAAGGCCCAGUUAAGCCAAGGGUUUCAUCCGUGCCUCAGUGGAACUCAUCAACAAAGGGAGGCUCGGUUAUUGGGUCGGGCUGUGACUCGUCCAGUUCAGGUGGAGGGAGUGCAGCUUACCAAUUUCCAAGGAGCCCGAGCCCAAAAUUUAAUGGGGUUGGUUCACAAUCUAGACGGAUUGUGGGUAGCAGCCCAGAUUACGCAGAGGAUUGGGCCCUUCCACUCGGAGCCCAUGGCUGGGCAUAAUUUCAUAAUUUGCUUUUUUCUAUAACAAAAAAAUUUAAUCAUAAUAAUUAUUAUAACAGAGUGUAUUGUCUGCUCUGCGUUUGAUCAUAUGGCAUGAAUUGGUAUUUAUGUACGGUUUAAUAAUGUCGUUGA